GGAAAUAAUUUAUUGAUGGAGAGGAGUUUUGUGGCUAUCUUUGUGAGUUCAGUGGUUCUAGUGACUGUCUGGACUCAAUCAGUUUCAGUGGAAGAUACUGAUUGCUCAAUAAGACCUUGUCACAAAGAUGGUGUAUGUAUAGAUACAAAUGGCAACUUCACUUGUGUAUGCCUGCCACAGUGGAGUGGGAAUUUCUGUGAAUUAGACACAAAUGAGUGCCUGAGUUUUCCUUGUGAACAUGGCGGGACCUGUACCAACGAAAAUGGUGAUUACCAUUGUACCUGUAGCUCAAACUGGGUCGGAAAGAAUUGUACAGAGUUUAAACGUGUCACAUCAACUGACCUGAGGCCCAACAUGGAGAUUUAUCCUGCUAAAGAGAGCAGUCUGGGAUCAGAAAAUGACACAAUCUACACAAGUACGGGAGACCUCGUCCUAAACAGUGGUGAAAACUUCACCAUAGAAUGUUUCGGAGAUUACCCUGUCCAGCUGAUCAUACAGAGGGGCAAACUACGAGCUGAAGCUCCAGAUUAUUUAGGAAUGAACAUAUUGCUCCGCCCAAUAUCUAACUCUUCACAAAUGCCACGGCCAUUCGGAGCGAUCUUCCUGAUCAGUAACCCUGACUAUCUGUACACGGGAGAGUAUUUCUGUCAGUAUCAAGACAGUGUGAUAUAUACCAGCAAAUACAUCUAUGUUAGAGAUGAUGAGAAUUUAUUCUUAAUGGAAAGCAAGCCCUAUCCACAUAUGAUUAAUGCUUAUCAAUUUGUUCCCGUGGUACUACCGUGCAGUGUAUCUGAUCCUGAAGCAGAGGUCAAACUGGUGCGAGCUGGAAGGGUAGAAGUUCGUUUGGAGGAACAUGGCAUCAUAUAUGACCCCCAAAAAGGAUUUUUAAUAGAGUUUCCAAGUUGGAAGUUGGCUGGAAUGUUUUCUUGUAAAGCCACCAAGAAACAGAUGACAGAUAGUCUCCAUUUUUACGUAACUUACACAGAAAACACUUGGAAAAUGAGGUCAGAAAAGACAAGAACUGGACACAAGGACCCUCAUGUAGUGUAG
This is a messenger RNA of Saccostrea echinata, 1050 nucleotides long. RefSeq names its product platelet-derived growth factor receptor alpha-like. Bases 16 to 1050 code for a protein of 344 amino acids. The record is from RefSeq and is a predicted model, not a curated record. Lineage: Eukaryota; Metazoa; Mollusca; Bivalvia; Ostreida; Ostreidae. The transcript has 7 exons. Gene Ontology annotation, molecular function: calcium ion binding.